Metopolophium dirhodum (rose-grain aphid) is the source of this 3615-nucleotide messenger RNA. RefSeq names its product toll-interacting protein-like. Gene Ontology annotation, molecular function: ubiquitin binding; ubiquitin conjugating enzyme binding. Lineage: Eukaryota; Metazoa; Arthropoda; Insecta; Hemiptera; Aphididae. Gene Ontology annotation, cellular component: cytoplasm. The record is from RefSeq and is a predicted model, not a curated record. Gene Ontology annotation, biological process: ubiquitin-dependent protein catabolic process. Bases 426 to 1244 code for a protein of 272 amino acids. The transcript is spliced from 6 exons.
ACGAUUUACUAUAGCUACGAUUUAAGAUAAUAUCUUAACAGCUGUCGUAAAAAAGAUAUUAAUGUUAUCAUAUAGAAUUAAUCUUUGUAGUCUGUGCUUUGUAUAUUAUUAUUAUCAUUAUCAUAGAACUGUAUUUAAAUAAUAUGAUUUAGGAAAAAUAUGCUAAUUAAUAAUUAUAAUUUAUAUUAUAUUCUCUACGUCAUGAUUGGGUGCAGAUCAUAGAAGUACGAAAGCCACACUAACACAGUAGAAUUAAAUGCGCAAUUUAUUGUGAACUUGGUGUCGACAAAAACAAAUAGAAGAACAUUAUACAAACAUCAAAUGAACAUUUGUGUACAUUUUUGUUUCAAUAGUGUGUUAUGAUAAUUCUGGCAAUUUGACAAAUUAAUACGUGUCGUUACGUGUUGUGCAACAAUUUAUAAACUAUGGAAUCUGUAACUACAAGGGUGAACGAUGAGAGACGAAAAAGGGUGUAUGUUGGUGAUUUACCUAAUGACUUUUUACGUCUAGACGUGGUUUCAGUAGAUGAUUCAACUAAUAGAUUACAACAAGAAGCUGCUGACCAGCAAGCUGCUAUGGCUCUACAACAAGCAUUGUCUUGUGUGCAAGGAGACCGUGAUAGAAAUAGACUAAAUAUUACAAUAGUACAAGCACGGCUCGUCAAAAACUAUGGAUUAACCAGAAUGGAUCCAUAUGUACGCCUCAGAGUUGGACAUUGUGUAUAUGAAACACAAACGGAUCCUAAUGGUGGUAAAACCCCUAAGUGGCAUAAAACAGUUCAAACACUUCCACAAGAAGGUGUUAAUCAAAUUCAUGUAGAAAUAUUUGAUGAAUGUUCUUUCAAAAUGGAUGAACUUAUUGCUUGGACAACAAUACCAAUUCCUAAUCAAAUUUAUAAAGGGGUUACAAUUGAACAGUGGUACAAUCUAACUGGUAAACAAGGACCAAAUAAUGAAGGAACUAUAAAUAUAAUUAUAAGUUUUGGAACUCCGCCUAGUUUGGGUUUAACAAAUUCAGUUAUGAUGCUGCCACAAAUGUCAAAAUUCAGCAAUUCAAGUGCCAGUUUAACUCCUAUUUACAUUCAACCUUCAGCACCACAAGUGCCAACUCUUAGUACAGAAGACUUGAAACAAAUUCAAGACAUGUUCCCAAAUAUGGAUAAGGAAACAGUGAAAACUGUUUUUGAAGCCAACAAUGGUAACAAAGAUCUUACCGUUAAUUCCUUACUCCAAUUGGUCGACUAAAUAUUUGUUAAACAGUUAAGCUUUUACAUUAAUUCAUGAUAUAUUAGUGCCAUGUCUGCAUUUUGGUACCAUUAUUAAAAGGUACCCAAUAAUUGCCUAUAGUGGGUUCUUGCCUUAACCACUUCUCAUUUGGUUUAAUUAAUAAAGCAAAUGCAAAUCAGUUAUCACAUAUUGGAUUAUAUUACAAGAAUAAUAUUAAUGUAUCUAGUCUAUAUUAGUAGUAGACUUGUAGUUAAAUAUUUGUCAAUUUGUCCACAAUGGCACAAUUCAUUAAUAUAUCAACUGAAAUUCAAAAAAACAUAAUAACAAAAUAAUUAUUAAUCUCUUAGUAGUUAAUAAAUAUAUUGAUUUAGGACGAGUUACAUAAAGAGCAGUCUGUAAAUCUGUUACUGGCCCUGUAAUUUAUUCAUUCUAUAAAGUUAAUGAUGGUGUUAAACUAUGCUAGUGUUGUAUAUACAAAUAUUAAAUUAUUGAUAAGCGUGAUUACCAAAUAUAUUAAACCAUCAAUAACAUUAAUUAUAGGUACUUGUUUGCUAUCACCCCGCCAGUACAGCGUAUAAAAUUUAUCUCCCCGCCACUCUUGUUUGUUAUCGCACCCCGCUAUAUAGUUUUAUUAGACAUUUUUACAUUAGUGUGUCAUUAUUGUUCCUAAAGUUAUCGACAAUCGUGUAUUCUUGUUUAGCUCGUGGAUAGAUGAUCUAUUUUAGGAAAUAAUCACACUUUAAACCACAACUAUAAUUUUGUUUACCCGGUCACAGGGGCGCACACCCGAAACAUCGAGCUGUUGUGUGGUUUUGCUAAAAGGGGAGAUAAAGUGUCGUGGAACUAGGUAUAAUAAAAAUUAUCUGGAAUCGUAUUCGGCAGAACUUUUGUGGAGAACAUGUCUCAGGGAACAUGAUACAUUUGAAACUAUCUUAAAAGAUAUUUCUGAGUUCUGGCCCGCUUAAUAAAUUUAAUAUUUUUUUUUUUAAUUUAUAAUUGUAUACAUAUUUUUAAUUAAAAUUUUAUAUAUAAAAUAAUAUUGUUUAAUUUAUAAUACAAUAUAUUAUUUUCAUUUUUAUUGUUUAUUUUUUUUUUUUUUUUAUUGAUCUUGAGCCCGGCAGCUGAGGCCAUUAGCUAUUUUUGGUUUUUACUGUAGGUUAUUAAGUCGGUAGGGGGAGGAACAUGUAUGUGUUUAGUUUGGCAGAGUUUUUGAUUGGGCACCCGUAGGUAUCUGCCAUGCCCGGAUGGAGGAUGGCGGCACUUGUUCUCCGGACACCGUGACUUGCCCAAAGAAAAUGCCGCCCGCGACCAAGGUAUCGAACUCGGGCCGGCUGCAUCGCAGCCAACGCCUUAGUCCGCUCGGCCACUCCGUCUCCCAAUAUUAUUUAUUUUAUUCAUGAUGGGGCGAUAACAUUUAACAAACAAAAGUGGCGUUAUGAUACAUUUUAUACGGUGUACGAGCAGGGCAAUAACAAACAAGUACUAUUUAUAACAUCAAUGAUAUUUCAUCUAUCUGUAAGACGUAAGUUACUCAACCAAAAUUUGAUCUGUAGUUUACAGGUCUGGUAAUCGAUAGUUCAAAGAAACUAUAGUUUAACUAUUGGGCGCUCAAGAAACACCCAGUUUUAUUAACUGUUAACAUUUCUGUAAUUCGCUACAGGACAUUUAUGCAACCCACCCUAAGGAUUGUUUGUUUGGGAACUAUUUAUAAAUAAUAUUAAUCUUUCAUCAUUUUAUUUUGUUCUGUUAUUGCUAAUUUAAUGUUUAUGAUAUUAUACAUGUUUAUCUUUUUUUAAAUGACACAUACAUUUUUUAUCCAAUUUAUUAAAACUUACACAUUCCUAAUUUGUAAAUCAAAAUAUUUGUGUAUUGAGAUGAUAAAAUAGAUUUAUGACAGUUUGAUUAUUUCAUUGCUUUCUAGCAUAUUAUAUACAAUACAUUUUUUUAAAUCAUACAAAUAUUUAAAAGAUAAUUCACUACACUCUGCACCAUAAGAGAACAUAAUAUAUGGCUAGCGUAUCCAAAUAACUGCGCCCUAUCAUCACAAGGUCUAAUAUUUUCCUACUACGCGACUACUAGUAUGUGAAUACCAAGGCACCAACAAAAUGGUGCUCGGGCUGAUAUAUAGUGGUGUGUAUGUGUGCAAAUAGACAAGUUCUUUCAUAGCCCAAAGUAUACCUAAACCAGUUUUUAUACAAUUAAAAAAUGUAUGUUAUUAAUUUUAAUAUUGCAAAUUAUUACAUUCUGUAUUUUUGAAUAUAAAUAUUUAAAAAAAUGUUACAUUAAACUCAAUGUUUUUAAUAGGUACAUAACAUAUAAACACUUCAAUUUGUAGUUAUUUAUAGUAUAUAAAAUUAUUUAAAAAAUAAUACAUCAAAAUAUUUUCAAA